AUCGCCACUAGGAUAUUAACCCUUUUGUUAUGAAAGCUAUAAUUAUAGAGAUUUCUACCGUAGUACUAAUAUGUUUGUUAUACUGUUUUCCAUGGUUAAAAUGUUCUCUAUAUAGCAUAUUUUUAUUCUUUAAAAUAUAUUGAAAGUUGCUCGUGUUUUUCUCUUUAUCUUUCAAAUAAAGUUAUAUUAUAUGUUGUUACGAAACAAUUUUGUACAUUGAAUGGAUAUGAUGCAUAGUUAACAGACUACACGUACAUGGAUAGACCGAGUGUUGGAAUCCUUUGUUUUAAUAUAAUGUGUUACUUUAAAUGGAAUUUUGUCUUUCUGAAAUGUGAAGACUUUCGAAAUAUUUAUUUUGAUUUGAUAAGAGGAGUUGUUAUUUGUUUAAUGGAUAAUAUGAUCAGGAGAAGUGAAUUUAAUCCUAUACAAUCCGAGUAUGAUGUGAUUGAUCGCGAAAGUAUUUUAGAAAUUAUGCUUCAAAUCAUUGUACAAUGAAAACGAUAACGCUUCUGGAACACGGUUGAAUAAACUCAUCGAAAAUUCUGUCGGCUAGUCAGAUUGCUUAUGUAUAGUGAAUCCUCUCGUUAUUAUUACUCUAUCUGAAAAUAUUUGAAAAGUAUUGAACCACCCUGGGGGCGUCUCGCGUAUCUGUAGCUUCGAAUUUCACGGGGCGUCUGAUAAUCGUUCUGCCACGAACGAGAAAUCGUUCAGUCGACUGAUGGCUGUUGGCUCAUUUCAAUCAAAAUGAGAAUACAAACGGUGCUUGGAUGCUUCCUUCUUCUUGGCUAUAAUUUGGCAAUUGCUUUUAUCGAGGAUGUCGAACUUGCAUACAAUUGCAAAAGUCAUGACACCGUCCCGCCAAUGUUGAGGUUGAAGAGGUUCCUAUUCUGUGAAUAUGAUAGCAGCAUUCGACCGACUCUGUCUCAUCAAGUUGCCAACAACGUCACCAUGCAACUACUACCAAAAAUCCUGGAUUUCGAUGAUUGGAAUGGCAGAAUGACACUGCACAGUUGGAUGACGCUCGUUUGGAACGACGCUCAUCUGUCUUGGAAGCCCAGCGACUUUGAUGGAAUCAAUUUUAUUCACGUACGAAGCGAUAGCAUUUGGAUUCCUGAUAUUUCCGUUUAUAAUUCUGGUGAUAUGAUGUUCGACCAGACUGGUAUACCACCGACGACAUGUUUGGUCUUCAAUACAGGAUCCGUUAGCUGUGUACCAUCGGUGAUGCACGUUGCUAAAUGCGCCACAGACUUUGCUUCAUGGCCCUACGACACGCAUCGGUGUCGAAUUAAUUUUGGUUCGUGGUCUCAUUCGGGGGAGGAAGUGAAUUUUAAUCUGGACAAGAAAGCGUUCCAAAUGGAUGGGUUCGCGAAUAAUACCGAGUGGGAUUUCAAAGUACUAAAUGCGUACAAAGUAUUAAGGAAAUAUAAAUGCUGUCCAAACGAUACUUAUCCGAUGAUCGUUUAUGAGUUCGCUAUAAGUCGGCAUUAUGGUGUAAUGCAUACUACGUAUAUCACACCUGCCAUAGCGAUGAUGUUACUUACGUUAACUGUACUUUGGUUGGAUUCGAGAUCAACGGAAAGAAUGGCUGUAGCCGGUGUGAACUUAAUCUGUCAUAUACUUUGUAUGUUCGAUUUGCAUUGGCAGCUACCUCACAAUGGUAUCAAUCCUCCAAAUAUAUUACUGUACUACCGAGAUUCAUUAGCUUUAGCCGUGUUCGCCUUAGUUUUAACCGCUGCACUCCGUAAAAUGCAAGAAAUGAGUAUCGAGGUGCCCUAUUGGAUCUCUACGACCACAUCGUUCAUCUUGAGUAACAGAGCUGGGCGUUUUCUUAUUCUUACUGACGACGAUUCCAAAUUGUCUGCCACGGGAAUAUUGGGUGGAGAAGGCGAGGAUAAUUCAGACUUACCAAAAUCUGGAAGCGAACCGAAAGAAUCGUCGUGGAGACAUUUCGCUGCCAUCAUUGAAUGGCUGUCUUUCUUCGUGAUCAUUUUCACCUACAUUAUCAUUCUGAUCACUCUUGUACCAUCCACAUGAAAAAUCGUUUCUUGUUCUACGUUUCAUCAAAAGUCAAUUGUAGAUUCUCAUUGUCAAUAAACGAUCAUUUAUGGA
Messenger RNA from Bombus pyrosoma, 2109 nucleotides. It is a transcript of the gene nAChRa9, whose product is annotated as neuronal acetylcholine receptor subunit alpha-3-like. Bases 745 to 2034 code for a protein of 429 amino acids. The record is from RefSeq and is a predicted model, not a curated record. The transcript has 7 exons. NCBI's taxonomy places the organism in Eukaryota, Metazoa, Arthropoda, Insecta, Hymenoptera, Apidae. Gene Ontology annotation, molecular function: extracellular ligand-gated monoatomic ion channel activity; transmembrane signaling receptor activity; neurotransmitter receptor activity. Gene Ontology annotation, biological process: signal transduction; chemical synaptic transmission; monoatomic ion transmembrane transport. Gene Ontology annotation, cellular component: synapse; neuron projection; membrane.